Ziziphus jujuba (common jujube) is the source of this 3258-nucleotide messenger RNA. RefSeq lists its product as uncharacterized. The coding region runs from base 783 to 3077 and encodes 764 amino acids. The transcript has 6 exons. NCBI's taxonomy places the organism in Eukaryota, Viridiplantae, Streptophyta, Magnoliopsida, Rosales, Rhamnaceae. The record is from RefSeq and is a predicted model, not a curated record.
AGGCGUACAGAGCCAAUGGUUUUGGGGUUUUUGGCAAUAAAGAAAAAGGAGAAGAAAAAAAAAAAAACAAAACAAAACAAAAAAAAAAAAAAUGGAAAAAUGUGGUUUUCAAUGUAGAAAUAGAGGCAGCCAAGACAGCCAGAAAAUUCUGGCUAAAGUAAGAUGACCCACAAAAUUUGUUUUCAAUUUUGGGAGGCUUACAACAAAGCAAAUCAUCCAUCAAUACCCAGUACCCAACACCCAUCACAUCCACAGGGAGAGUUUUAGGAAAAAAAAAAAAUUUUAAAAAAAGAGAGAGAGAAACAAGUAUGGAAAUGAGAGAAACCGCAAAGGGUACAGAAGAGACUGGAAGGAGAAGAAAAAAAGAAGAAAACUUUGGAAUAACAUAGAGAUAAGAAAGACAAAGGGUUUGAGAGUUUUUUUCUUUUAUGGGUUUUUGGAUUUUUUUAUCCAAUUUUUGCUUAGUUUAAUGCAAAGCAAGUAUGAGCGUCGUGUAUGAUCAAAUCCUAAUUGUUAUUAUAUGAUCACAAGCUUUUUACCGGUCGUACCCUCGACUCCAAAUUGGAUUUGGAAUUUCUUCUUUCAUUGGUGGAAGCCAGCGGCAUGUUAAGGCUUGCUUCAUAGCACUCAUAUGGCUAGGCAACUUGAACUUCAUUUCAUUAUUGAGGGCAUGGAAAUGAAAUUUUGAGCUCAGAGACCCAAAAAAAACCUGAGAAAAAGAUAAAAUCGAAUAAAGGGAAUCAUCUUGAGAUUUCAGAAGAACAUUAUACUCAGUUUGGAAGAUGGGCUUGCCUCAAGUGUCCUCAAGCAGUAUUGCUGAGGAAGUGGCAGUAUCUUUGAGCACAUUUGCACAAAAUCCACCUAAAAUUGCUGGUAUGAGCAGCUGUGAUUUAAGUGGCCUGCAUGGAGGAAAUCUUGGCAAUCGCAUGCAGGUGGAUUUACCAUGUUCUUCUUUUGGGGAGUUCCAUCGGAAAUCUAUCACAGAGCUUCAAAAGGAGCCAGAUUUCUUUAACACACAUAAAGAUGGUAGAUCCAACAUGCAUCCAUUGAAGAUUAGUUCUAUGGAACAAAACUGCUGGUUAACUCGGAAAACUGGACAGAAUAUUCAUACACCUGUUCCUAGGAUUAUUGGUUUUGAAUCUAGAGCAUUAAAUUCUGGUAAUAAAUUCGAUGGAAAUCAACAUUCUUCAAUUGCUGUUAGUGACAUUGGUGAUGCAGUUGAGGGCGGUGGGUCCCAUGUCAGGAAGCGUCUGCUGUCCCCUUUGAAUGGAAUGCUUCUCCAAGACCAGUUCACUGGUGAUUCUUUAGACAUUAGUGGUGGCAUUAAUAAGGAUGGUCUUUCAGGAGGUAAUGACAGAUUCAAUGUUCCAGCACUACAAGAGAACAAGAAAGCUCAUAUUGGUGACUCAAAUUAUUUCACUAUUCCAAUCUGGCCUGCAUCCUUCUCCCCAGAAUGGAAGAAUUCACCAAAUGAUAAUUGUGGUGCAAGCUCCAUCUUUUUCACUGAUGGCCCUUUAUAUAAAACCAAGGAGUUGCAACCUCACCAUGAUUUUUUAUCAUCACCUGGCUUUCAUUGCUCUGGAGAAAUAAUCAAUAGACAUCCCAAAACGGAAGCUAUAACCAUUCCUCUAAAGAAGGUGGCAUCUCCUUCGCUGUCUUUGUCCCCACUUGGUCCAAAGCUACCUGAAAAAGUGAAAUAUAUAGGAAAAUGCACUGAAAAUACUAAGUUAGAUGAUAAUAAUAUAACAUUAAAGGACAUGGAGGAGUCACUUGAUGGAACUGUCUCGGGCUCUUUAUCUUACUGGAAUGAGGAGCCUUUCAGGAUUCCAAGUAAAUCACCACAAGAUCUUGAUGUUUUGGAGAAAAAGUUGGACUUGUUUACUUCUGAGAGUAACAAUGGCAUGACUGAGCAUUGGAGUCAUUCUUUGAACUUUAACCCUCAAGGUUCCAAAUUUGUGAGAACGCUAAGUGGACUGCCUGUUAGGAGGUCCUUGGUUGGUUCAUUUGAGGAAUCCCUGUUGUCUGGUCGGUUAUUCUGUGGAAAAGUUAGUCAGAGAAUUGAUGGUUUCCUUGCUGUUUUGAAUGUCACUGGAGGAAAUUUCUCACCCCGUUCACAAAAACUUCCAUUUGCAGCGACCAGUGUAGAUGGAGAUAACUACUUACUUUAUUACUCAUCCAUAGAUCUUGCUGGGAACAUGGAAUCGAACAAGUUUAGAGGCUCUAAGAUGAAGAGAAGCCUUAGCAUUGAUGAAUCCCGAUUAGAAAAGAGUCGCUUGCGUAUACCUAUGAAAGGAUGCAUACAACUGGUCCUCAGCAAUCCAGAGAAGACACCUAUACAUACCUUCUUUUGUAAUUAUGAUUUAAGCGACAUGCCAGCUGGUACAAAGACAUUUCUCCGCCAAAAGAUCACUCUAGAUUCUUCUGGAUCUCCUACAUCUGCAGCUGGAAAUGGAAGACAUGGAGACUCUAACGUAGAAGGUGAUUCCAAGCCAUCUUUGACCCUAAAUACUAGUCAUUCUUUGCCUUUUAGCUGUGAUGAUGUAGAUUCAAAUGGCUACAACGUUGCACAAAAUAAAAAAUCUACGAACCAGUGUAUAAAAGCAACGGAAACUGCAGGUACUGACCAUGUUGAAUACGUUUUCAAUGAAUCGCAAAGGAAGGGAGAGAAAGGCAUGCCGCCCUCUCACUAUAGUGGAUUGAAUGGUCAUGAAUAUGAAAAGACUGGCAAGGAGGAUAACAGCAUACUAAACAAAUGCAACGAAAAUGGAAGGAAGUCUGUAAAUAGCCCUUCAAAGGCCAACAAGAAUACAACGGGUGCUGGUGUUCUGCGUUAUGCUCUUCAUGUCCGCUUCUUCUGUCCUUUAUCUAAGAAAAGUUCAAGGUCAAUGCAAAGGAGCAAAUCUAGCCCCUCUUCUGCACCAGCAAGGAAUAUGAACAUUGAAUGUGAACGCCGCUUCUACUUGUACAAUGAUUUGAGGGUAGUGUUCCCUCAACGUCAUUCAGAUUCCGAUGAAGGCAAGUUGCAUGUGGAAUAUCAUUUUCCUUCAGAUCCAAAAUACUUUGACAUCAGCAACUAAAACUUGCCCAAUUUGUUUUCCUUUCUAACAGGAUAGUCAUGUAUAUCUCUAGUCUCUCGUACAUAUUUAUCAUGUACAUGUAUCAGUUUCCCGUAAUUAUUGGGUUGAUUUUGCCCUACAUUAAUUUGUAAAUAUUCUUUAAUUUCUUAAAAAUAAGUAGUUGAUUUAAAAUUUAAUCUUA